AUGACCUUCAGAUCUGCAUACCCAAAGAUAAAUUUGCUCUUCGCCAGCCAUGAGGAUAAGGCUGCCAUCGCGAGAGCAGUAGCCGAGCACGAUCUGGUCCUUCACUUCGCUCUGAGCGCAGACCAUCUCCCUUCAGCUGAGGCAAUCGUCUCCGGGUUGGAAGCACGAGGAGGAGGAAUUUACAUUCAUACGAGCGGAACGGAUGUCCUUCUUGAUCCGCACGAGAACAGCACUCGAGCGGCGAGGGAAUAUGUGUUAAGACUUUUGAUGACUGGGAGGGUAUUGGGGAGCUUGUGUCUUUGCCUGGGCCUGCAACUGUCCGACGGUAAGACAUUGUGGAACUGUGUGCAUGUCUACGAUCUCUCGCGAUUGUAUGUGCGGUUCAUCGAGCAGUCGAUUUCCAGCGGGGAAUUGACCUGGAAUGAGGAAGGCUACUACCUCGUCGAAAGCGGGACGUAUUUAUGGGGCGAUAUAUCCAGAAGGAUCACAAACGAAGCGUACGUUCUUGGUCUCCUGCCCUCAGAGCAGAUGAUGGUUGUGGAGAUGAAAGACCGCGAUAUCCUAGCGCCCGCUGGUCGGCCUGUGGGCAAUUAUGCGGUCAAGGCAAAGGCGGUUCGGGCGCGAAGAUUGCUAGGCUGGACUCCUAUCGAGGGGAGCCUAGAACAGAAAAUUCCAGCAAUUGUACUGGCCGAAGCGAAGUCCCUGGGCCUGUAG
Messenger RNA from Aspergillus nidulans FGSC A4, 714 nucleotides. RefSeq lists its product as uncharacterized. The transcript is spliced from 2 exons. Bases 1 to 714 code for a protein of 237 amino acids. Lineage: Eukaryota; Fungi; Ascomycota; Eurotiomycetes; Eurotiales; Aspergillaceae. The record is from RefSeq and is a predicted model, not a curated record.